Megalopta genalis is the source of this 2865-nucleotide messenger RNA. It is a transcript of the gene nAChRalpha2, whose product is annotated as nicotinic acetylcholine receptor alpha2. Gene Ontology annotation, cellular component: postsynaptic membrane. NCBI's taxonomy places the organism in Eukaryota, Metazoa, Arthropoda, Insecta, Hymenoptera, Halictidae. The record is from RefSeq and is a predicted model, not a curated record. Gene Ontology annotation, molecular function: transmembrane signaling receptor activity; acetylcholine-gated monoatomic cation-selective channel activity. Gene Ontology annotation, biological process: monoatomic ion transmembrane transport.
CACGUAACAUCAUCCAGUGGUCCAUUGGCUGUACACAAUGUCAUUUCUGUUCUCGGUUUUUCCGGCGUCUCGCGACCGAAACGGGACCGGAGCGCGUCAGUAAUGCGCGGUAACGCAUCGAUUCUUCGUUACGUUCACGAUCGGCCCGUGGUAUCGCGAGGAUGAGCAUUCAAAGAGGCCGCGUUAGAAUAUGAUACUCUUGAGAGCGCACGGGAUCAGAUUCGUUGGGAAGCGUGCUUCGGGGAGCCUGAACGGAAUCGAAACGCAAAUAAAGUUGCGCGAAACACUUCGGCCGACCGUUGACAAGAUUGACAACUCGGAUCUACGGCCGAGCAUGGAAUAGCAUAGAGUGUUGCGUUCGAAGCCGGUGCGUCCACCGCGAACCUAAUUGAGCUCCCGAAGACCUAGACGCGCUGGAGAUGUUAUUGCGAACGAUCAUCCUGAUCCUUAUGGCGAGGCUGUGCUACGCCAAUCCCGAUGCCAAGAGACUCUACGACGACUUGCUGUCCAAUUACAAUCGACUGAUUCGACCUGUAUCCAACAACACGGACACCGUCGUCGUCAAACUCGGGCUACGUCUGUCGCAGCUCAUAGAUCUCAACUUGAAAGAUCAGAUCCUCACGACGAACGUUUGGCUGGAGCACGAAUGGCAGGACCACAAGUUCCAAUGGGAUCCGGCGGAAUACGGGGGUGUCACUGAACUCUACGUGCCCAGCGAGCAUAUAUGGCUUCCCGACAUUGUCCUCUACAAUAACGCCGACGGGGAGUACGGAGUGACGACAAUGACGAAAGCGAUUCUACAUUACACGGGAAAAGUGCUGUGGACACCGCCAGCGAUUUUCAAGUCUUCGUGCGAGAUAGACGUCAGGUACUUCCCGUUCGAUCAACAAACCUGUUUCAUGAAAUUCGGAUCGUGGACAUACGACGGAUUUCAGAUCGACCUGAAGCAUAUCAAUCAGAAUAUGGGAGACAAAGUCGAGGUUGGCAUCGAUCUCCGGGAGUACUAUCCCAGCGUCGAAUGGGACAUACUGGGGGUUCCGGCGGAGCGACACGAGAAGUACUACCCCUGCUGCCAGGAACCGUAUCCCGACAUCUUCUUCAACAUCACCUUGCGCCGGAAAACCUUGUUUUAUACCGUGAACCUGAUCGUGCCCUGCGUGAGCAUCUCCUAUCUGUCGGUGCUGGCCUUCUACCUGCCAGCCGACUCCGGAGAGAAGAUCGCGCUCUGCAUCAAUAUCCUGCUGUCGCAGACCAUGUUCUUCCUUCUAAUAUCGGAAAUCAUACCGUCAACGUCGCUAGCUCUGCCAUUGCUAGGCAAAUAUUUGCUGUUCACGAUGAUUCUCGUGGGUCUCUCGGUUGUGAUCACGAUCAUCAUACUGAACGUUCACUAUCGGAAGCCUAGCACUCACAAAAUGGCGCCGUGGAUCAGGAAGAUCUUCAUACGAAGAUUACCGAAGUUGCUUUUAAUGAGGGUGCCGGACGACCUGCUGAACGAUCUAGCCGCGCACAAGAUACAUGGCAGAGGGCGAUCGGGUACAAAGGACAAGUUCACUGCUGCUGUUGCGGCUGCCAUGCAGUCGUCGUCGAUAGUCUCUUCCCCGGACUCUGCUCGUCAUCAACGAAUCGGCGGAUGUAACGGUUUGCACACGACGAGUGCGCACAACAGAUUCCUGGGAGGCUUAGGUGGAUACAACGGACUUCCCACAGUGAUGUCCGGGUUAGACGAGUCACUGAGCGACGUAACCCCGAAGAAGAAGUAUCCGUUCGAACUCGAGAAGGCUCUGCACAACGUGAUGUUCAUUCAGCACCAUAUACAACGGCAAGACGAAUUUAACGCGGAAGAUCAAGAUUGGGGUUUCGUAGCGAUGGUUCUCGACCGACUAUUCCUCUGGAUCUUCACGAUAAGUUCCAUCGUCGGCACGUUCGCGAUCCUUUGCGAAGCUCCGGCGCUUUACGACGACACCAAACCAAUCGACAUGGAAUACUCUUCCGUGGCUCAACAGCAAUUUCUUCCCCGUGGCAAUCUGCUGGAUACUCUCGCGUAGAAUCGACGAUGCGGAGCUACUUGGAAACGCGAAACUUCACGUGUCGACUUCAUAUCCUUCCCUUGUUACCCUUCAUUUCUCUUCAUAGAUCUCACGCUAGUCUCUGCAGAAAGGAUAGCUCCUGCAACUCCCGAGAGCCUUCUUCUCUCUUCCUCUCUUCGUCACUGUCUCACUACGCAUACAAUUCGCGAUAGCGUGUUGUGUAUAAAAGAUACUUCAUUUAUAUGAGUACUAAUCACUGUAGCAUGCGCGCACGUUGAACAAGUGCUCUUGAACCACCAGUAAAUCCGUUAUCGUACCGCUAAUAGAGUCGUUGCAGUAUCAAAUAGGUACUCGUAGGGAUUUUGUAACCAUCAGUUACAUAGAAACUGAUUCCGAACGGGAUAUAACUGUACGAAUCAAAGUCUAGCCGCGUGUAGCGCAACUCGUCUUUUGCUCGAGUCUAAUAACUAAGAUCGCUCAAGUUUAUGCGCUUAUUGUACGCAGUAAAAUCUUCGAAAUAAUCGCGAAACAUAAAAGCUGAUUCGAUUCGAUGCAGUUUCGUUUUAUCAUCAAUUUAUUGGGAUCAAUUGCGAUGGUGUUCACAAAAAUGUUCGAAUUGAUUUGCAAAAGUGUAAAUCCGCAUAAACUUGCGCGACCUACCAAUUAACUUCUCGAGCGACGCUCGAGAAUAUGUUUCCGUAGCGUACGUACGAGACUUUUACAACCUAACAAAAUAUAAACCAUUGUUUCUCAUUUACGAAACAAGUGUAUAUAUACUCGAAUCUGUUCAACAUCUUGUACACUUAUAAAAAUAAAAUAAACAACUGUUACAACGUAA